Molecule: messenger RNA, 1335 nt
Organism: Melospiza georgiana
Lineage: Eukaryota; Metazoa; Chordata; Aves; Passeriformes; Passerellidae
Gene: FOXA1
Product: forkhead box A1
Exons: 2
Coding region: 1-1335 (444 amino acids)
Biological process (GO): anatomical structure morphogenesis; regulation of transcription by RNA polymerase II; cell differentiation
Molecular function (GO): transcription factor binding; protein domain specific binding; RNA polymerase II cis-regulatory region sequence-specific DNA binding
Source: RefSeq, a predicted model, not a curated record
AUGUUAGGGACUGUGAAAAUGGAAGGGCAUGAAACCAGCGACUGGAACAGCUACUACGCCGACACUCAGGAGGCCUAUUCCUCGGUGCCCGUGAGCAACAUGAACUCGGGGCUGGGCUCCAUGAACACCAUGAACACCUACAUGACCAUGAACACCAUGACGACAAGCGGCAACAUGACCUCCAGCUCCUUCAACAUGUCCUACGCCAACCCGGGGCUGGGGGCUGGGCUGAGUCCCGGCGCCGUGGCCGGCAUGCCGGCAGGCUCGGCGGGGCCCGUGAACGGCAUGCCGGCCGGCGUGGCCGCCAUGGGCACGGCGCUGAGCCCCGGGGGCAUCAACGCCAUGUCUGCGCAGCCGGCCCCCAUGAACGGGCUGAGCCCCUACGGCGGCAUGAACCCCUGCAUGAGCCCCAUGGCCUACACCCAGUCCAACCUUGGCAGGACGCGGGACGCUAAGUCCUUCAAGCGGACCUACCCCCACGCCAAGCCGCCCUACUCCUACAUCUCCCUCAUCACCAUGGCCAUCCAGCAGGCACCCAGCAAGAUGCUGACGCUGAGCGAGAUCUACCAGUGGAUCAUGGACCUUUUCCCCUACUACCGACAGAAUCAGCAGCGCUGGCAGAACAGCAUCCGCCACUCGCUCUCUUUCAAUGACUGUUUCGUCAAGGUGGCCCGGUCCCCCGACAAGCCCGGCAAGGGCUCCUAUUGGACCCUGCACCCCGACUCCGGCAACAUGUUUGAGAACGGCUGUUACCUCCGCCGGCAAAAGCGCUUCAAAUGCGAGAAGCCGGCGAACAGUAAAGCCACUCAGGAGGGCAGGAAAGAUCAGGCCGGGGCCUCUAAUUCAAGCUCCAACUCCCCCCUGCACAGAGGCCACAACAAACCUGCGCAGCUGGACACGGCCACCUCUCUCUCCAGCUCCAACCCGUCCACCAGCCCUCAGUCUAUGGACCACAGUGGAUCAAGCACGGAGCUAAAGACCUCGGCCUCGGCCGCCUCCUCCACCAUCAGCUCUGUGCCCACCUUGGCCUCCGUCCCACACCCCCCUCACUCAUUAGCUCACGAACCCCAGCUCCACCUCAAGGGUGAUCCCCACUACUCCUUCAACCACCCGUUUUCCAUCAACAAUCUCAUGUCCUCCUCGGAGCAGCAGCACAAGCUGGACUUCAAAGCCUACGAGCAGGCUCUGCAAUAUUCCUCUUACGGGGCCAGCAUCCCCGGCGGGCUGCCCCUUGGCAGCGCCUCCAUGGCUGGCCGGAGCAGCAUCGAGCCCUCGGCCCUAGAGCCCUCCUACUACCAAGGUGUGUAUUCCAGACCCGUGCUAAACACCUCCUAG